Molecule: messenger RNA, 1669 nt
Organism: Chrysochloris asiatica (Cape golden mole)
Lineage: Eukaryota; Metazoa; Chordata; Mammalia; Afrosoricida; Chrysochloridae
Gene: ATG13
Product: autophagy related 13
Exons: 17
Coding region: 14-1669 (551 amino acids)
Biological process (GO): protein localization to phagophore assembly site; autophagosome assembly; mitophagy
Cellular component (GO): cytosol; Atg1/ULK1 kinase complex; extrinsic component of membrane
Source: RefSeq, a predicted model, not a curated record
AUUACUAUAGGCAAUGGAAACUGAUCUCAGUUCCCAGGACAGGAAGGACCUGGACAAGUUCAUUAAGUUUUUUGCCCUCAAGACUGUCCAAGUGAUUGUCCAGGCUCGACUUGGUGAGAAGAUUUGUACUCGUUCAUCCUCUUCCCCAACGGGUUCAGACUGGUUCAAUUUAGCAAUCAAAGACAUCCCAGAGGUUACACAUGAAGCAAAGAAGGCCCUGGCAGGGCAGCUGCCUGCUGUCGGGAGAUCUAUGUGUGUGGAGAUCUCACUCAAGACCUCGGAGGGAGAUUCCAUGGAGCUGGAAAUUUGGUGUCUUGAAAUGAAUGAAAAGUGUGAUAAAGAGAUUAAAGUUUCCUACACAGUAUACAAUAGACUGUCUUUGCUGCUGAAGUCUCUCCUUGCUAUAACUAGGGUGACACCAGCCUACAGACUCUCCAGAAAACAAGGACAUGAAUACGUCAUACUGUACAGAAUCUAUUUUGGGGAAGUUCAGCUGAAUGGCUUAGGAGAAGGCUUCCAAACAGUUCGUGUUGGGACAGUGGGCACCCCUGUGGGCACUAUCAGUCUUUCUUGUGCUUACAGAAUUAACUUGGCAUUCAUGUCUACCAGGCAAUUUGAGAGAACCCCACCUAUCAUGGGGAUUAUCAUUGAUCAUUUUGUGGACCGUCCCUAUUCCAGCUCCUCCUCGCCCAUGCAUCCCUGCAAUUACAGAACUUCUGGUGAGGACACUGGAGUAACUUAUCCAUCUGUUGAAGACUCUCAGGAAGUGUGCACCACCUCUUUUUCCACCUCCCCGCCAUCCCAGUGUGUGUUUACUGUCACAAAGGCACAUUUUCAGACCCCUACUCCUGUGGUGACGGAUACCUUGAGGGUCCCCAUGGCAGGACUGGCCUUUUCCCAGCAACUAUCAAGCUCUCGCCUUUCCUAUCAGCCUGCUGCCCUGGGCGUUGGAUCAGCUGACCUGGCUUAUCCAGUAGUGUUUGCUGCUGGCUUAAAUGCUACACACCCUCACCAGCUAAUGGUUCCUGGGAAGGACGGCGGGGUACCCCUUGCUUCCAACCAGCCUGCUCACGGCACCCAGGCUGACCAGGAGAGAUUGGCAACUUACACCCCUUCUGAUGGGGCCCACUAUGCUGCCACACCGUCCAGCAGUGAGGAUACUGAAACCGUGUCAAACAGCAGUGAGGGACGGGCCUCCCCCCACGAUUUCUUGGAGACCAUCUUUGUCCGGAAAGUGGGAGCUUUUGUCAACAAACCAAUCAACCAGGUGACUCUGACCAAUUUAGACAUCCCCUUUGCCAUGUUUGCUCCCAAGAAUUUGGAGCUAGAGGAAGCAGAUCCCAUGGUGAACCCUCCGGAUUCUCCAGAGACAGGAUCUCCUCUCCAAGGCAGCCUGCACUCACAGGGCUCUAGCGGGGGCAGUAGUGGCAAUACCCAUGAUGAUUUUGUGAUGAUCGACUUCAAACCGGCAUUUUCUAAAGACGACAUUCUUCCAAUGGACUUGGGGACCUUCUAUCGUGAAUUUCAGAACCCUCCCCAGCUGAGCAGCCUCUCCAUAGACAUUGGGGCACAGUCCAUGGCUGAAGACUUGGACUCAUUACCUGAGAAGCUGGCUGUGCACGAGAAGAAUGUCCGAGAAUUCGAUGCCUUUGUGGAGACCCUGCAGUAA